Lactuca sativa (garden lettuce) is the source of this 1230-nucleotide messenger RNA. RefSeq names its product ER lumen protein retaining receptor family protein. The record is from RefSeq and is a predicted model, not a curated record. Gene Ontology annotation, molecular function: ER lumen protein retrieval receptor activity. Gene Ontology annotation, cellular component: membrane. Gene Ontology annotation, biological process: protein retention in ER lumen. NCBI's taxonomy places the organism in Eukaryota, Viridiplantae, Streptophyta, Magnoliopsida, Asterales, Asteraceae.
ACCGAUUUGUACAUUGUGCAUCAAAAGAUCUCAUCAUAUAUUCACCGACUUUUCCCCUAAAUUUCUCCCCUAAUCGGCCACCCAAUCUCCACCGUAAUCAAACCCUAACCACCACCAUCACCAUCACUGGUAGCGUCAUCAUCAAAUCAGCAAUCUAUACAGAGAGAACAAUCACAAGCACAAGGAUUUGAAAAACAAACAUGAGGCCACCAAAGAAGACGAUCCACGUGAUAUCGUCAUGGGUGCGCCGGCAACCACCAAAGGUGAAAGCUUUUCUUGCCGUAGUCACCGGCAUGUUGGCCUUGGUGUUGUUACGUGUGAUCGUGCACGAUCAUGACAAUCUUUUCGUUGCUGCCGAGGCUGUUCACUCCAUCGGAAUCUCCGUUCUUAUCUAUAAGCUUAUGAAGGAAAAAACUUGUGCUGGUCUAUCACUGAAAACACAAGAACUAACAGCCUUGUUCUUGGCUGUAAGACUCUACUGCAGUUUUGUUAUGGAGUAUGAUAUACACACUUUGCUUGAUUUGGCUACAUUAGCCACAACAUUGUGGGUUAUCUUUAUGAUUCGUUUCAAACUAAAAUCAAGCUACAUGGAAGACAAAGACAACUUUGCAAUGUACUAUGUGGCAGUUCCUUGUGCUAUACUAGCUUUGUUAAUUCAUCCCUCAACAUCACAUCAUAUUGUCAACAGGAUAUUUUGGGCAUUUUGUGUUUAUCUUGAAGCAGUUUCAGUCUUACCUCAACUUAGGGUUAUGCAAAACACAAAGAUAGUCGAACCAUUUACAGCUCAUUAUGUAUUUGCUCUUGGUGUUGCAAGGUUUUUGAGUUGUGCUCAUUGGGUUCUUCAGGUUUUGGAUAGCCGUGGACAUCUACUUACCGCCCUGGGGUACGGAUUAUGGCCGUCAAUGGUUCUCAUCUCAGAGAUUGUUCAAACCUUCAUAUUAGCAGACUUCUGUUACUACUACAUCAAAAGUGUUUUUGGAGGACAACUUGUUUUGCGUCUGCCUUCUGGGGUGGUGUAAUUUGAGGAUGUAGAAGCAAAAAUGGUGCCAUUGAAGUACACAGAUUUACAGUAGUGGCUUGGUGUUCUUGUUUAGUUUAUAUUUUUCUUCAGUGGAUGCUUUUGUACAUUUGUGACAUUGUCGUGUUUCUUAUUUACAAAACUUAAUUUUACUAGAAUCCAAAAUUAGCUUCAAUUAUGAUAUUAUAAUGCUAGUACUCGGAUUCAAUUUC